This is a messenger RNA of Echinostoma caproni, 2262 nucleotides long. NCBI's taxonomy places the organism in Eukaryota, Metazoa, Platyhelminthes, Trematoda, Plagiorchiida, Echinostomatidae. The record is from the annotation of a GenBank genome assembly.
GGCGGUGUGCUGACUGCGUUUUCUGGUGGACUUCCUCGACCCGAAUUCCAGGAUCGACAUGCAGUAACAGUAAUGCAAGGUCAAGAGCAUCACGUGUGCUUCCAUUUCGGCUCUGAAAUUAAGGAUUUCUUAUUUAUCCCCAAAAAGGGGGCUUUAGAUGCCAUGUUUGCAACCGAAUCGGAUGGCAACCGAAAUCCUUCGUACGCAGUCGCCGCAUUGAUUGUUCUUACGGAACGCGAACUUCUGGCAUUCGAUUUGAUGCAACCGGAUUGGCCGGCAGUUCAUUUGCCCUACUUAAGCUGUUUGAACAUCUCGCCGGUCACAGCCAUUGCACAUUUGUCUCAGGUACCGAACAACUUGUUGCAAGCAAUCCGUUCGGAAAAUUGUCCUGUGUGGGGUGGUAGUCAUGAAGAGUCCACACACGAACUGUUAAUGAAUGGGAGCAAUUGUGAUAUCCUGAUUCUGGGUCAGGCGAAUGGUUUAAUCACAUUGCUUGCCAUGGGUAAGGGUGAUUGUGUAUACCGCAUUGGCACUCUACAUACUGCAUCGAUGUUCUCCCUGGACGGGGAUACAAGUGUACAGAAGUGCGUUGAAGAAGAGACAUGGCCUCCAUUCCGACGUGUUGGCUAUUGUGCUUCAGCUAUUGGACAGUUUGGCGCUCAGGCUGAUCCUCGUCUGCUCGUGACAACAAUCGAGGCUCAUGUGGAUAGUUCGAACACAAUUAGCUUAGUGGUCGGUUCAGCCGGCGGUCACGUUACAGUUUGGACUGCCGGUGGAGAAACUGCUUGUGAAAAUCAAGGUCAACCUUUCGAAGGCGUUACAUCACUUUACGACUGCGAAGGGAUCGUCUUCACUCCUCGUGCUCUGGUUCAACUGCACCCACCGGCCCCGAUAUCUUCGAUUGCCUGUGAAAAUUCUUGGAAUUUACUAGCCAUUGGUUCACCCCACGGUUUUGCCAUAAUUGAUCUGUUUGCGAAAUCCACGAUCUACGUACAAUUGUUGCACGACAAACCGUUGCAACAAAAACUAACGCAUGCCGUAUCCAGUGUUCAACGUGAGUUGGUCAGUCGUGGGAAACAGUUUACCGCAACAAUGCGUCAGUCAUUCCGACGUUUGAAACACCUGCGAACAUCAACCACUGGAAGUAAAAGUUCCGAAACUGGUGCAGUUGAAACCCAGCCCACGAAUGCGGAAGAUCAGGCCGACGCCACCACUGAACCCAAAGAAGAAGCUGCAGCGGCCGCCGCCACCGGGGAGGUGGAGGAACCACAAAAAGAAGAAGCGCAACCCGAGAAACCGGGUGAAGAAGAAGUUCACGCUGAUCAGCCGAAACCGGAAGAAAAGGACACCAUGGAAACCGUAGAUGAUUGGGACACGGUUAUCCUGUCACUCGAAGAGAACCCGUCAUCUGUGCGGUCACUACUGUUUACCGAUACUUUCUUGCUCAAUGCCACAAGUUCGGAGGAAUCGCAACCAACUGAGUCUAAACGCACACCCUCUCUGUGGGUCGGUACUGCGAAUGGCCGUGCAAUCGCUCAUGUUUUGAAAUGGGAAGGAACUCAAGGCCCAGUCACAGUCCAACCAAUAAAGGAACUUCAGCUACGGCAUCAGGCACCCAUCAUCAGUAUGUACCUGGUCGAUGCUGCAACCAAGAGUCCAGUAUCAUCCACACUUCGAAAACGAUUUUCUAAUGAUCUGGUUCCCAGUCAACCUGAUGUUCUGACUGAAAGCCCCUCCACUCCACAACCCGGUGAAACUUCAACCCCAGUCACACAGGACGCUGCGACUUCGGCCACAACAACCACUACCGUCGAAUCACAUCAAUUGUUGGUCUGUUCUGAUGAACAAAUCAAACUGUUCAGCCUCCCAACUCUACGAGCACUUCACAAAUACAAAUUUUCUAAUGAUCUGGUUCCCAGUCAACCUGAUGUUCCGACUGAAAGCCCCUCCACUCCACAACCCGGUGAAACUUCAACCCCAGUCACACAGGACGCUGCGACUUCGGCCACAACAACCACUACCGUCGAAUCACAUCAAUUGUUGGUCUGUUCUGAUGAACAAAUCAAACUGUUCAGCCUCCCAACUCUACGAGCACUUCACAAAUACAAGUUCGUUGAUCGCAUUCGUCUGCCCUACUCAGUCGGUCACAUCACGCUUACGCCUGACACAUCCACAACGAAACCGGAACGACAGGUUACCGAAACGACGGAACAGGGAGAUAACGCCGUCGAGGUUUGUGCAUUAGAAAAGCACACUGUUUAA